AUGUCUUUAUUAAACAGUACUCUUCCUUCUCCAUUAUUAUUAUCAGAUAUUGCUCAUCUUCAAUUGAUUUUACGAUUAGUUGUAGCUACAUUCGGUUUAUUCAUACUUAUUGCUGGUAUUCUAGGUAAUAUUCUUAAUAUCAUUACAUUUACUACAUUAGAUUAUUAUAAACAAAAUGCUUGUUCAUUGUAUAUACUUGCAAGAUCAAUAUUUGAUUUAAAUAUUCUUAUUUUUGGUUUGGGAACUCGUAUAUUGAGUCAAAGUUUUCAAAUUGAUUUUACAUUAACAAGUCCUAUUUGGUGUAAAUUACGUGUUCCCAUUAUUUAUAUAAAUACUCUUAGUUCAUAUACAUUUCUUUGUCUUCAAUCAAUUGAUGCAUUCUUAGUUACAUCUCUAUCGAUAAAUUUACGACAAAAAAGUAAUAUACAAUCAGCUCGUUAUUUUCUUCUUAGUUUUGUUUUUCUUUGGAUUAUCGAAGAAUUACCUUAUUUAUUCUUUCAAGAACUUACUUUUAUUUCUGAAAGAAAUAUAUUAAUAUGUACAACAAUUAAUUCAAUAUAUGCGAAAUAUCGUACUUAUUUCAUUUAUUUGUUUUUAACCACAAUUAUUCCACUUAUUUUAAUUAUUGUAUUUGAUCUGUUAACUUAUCGACAUCUCCGUAUACAUUCAAGAGAAAAACGACAUCGUUUACUUUCAAUACUUGGAAAACAAAUGACAACAAUGACUUUAUUUCAUAUUGCAGCUGUUUUUCUAUUUCAAGCUCCAUUUGCUAUUGCACAAUGUUAUUUUCUUACAGUGGGUAUAAGUAAUGAUCCUAUUCGUGGAGCACAAGAACAAAUAAUUCAACAAUUUUUUAACGUAUUAGGCUAUGGGAUAUAUGCAACGUCUUUCUAUUGUUACAUUGUUGCAUCCAGACGUUUUCGUGAACAAGUAUUCAAUAUAUUCUCAUUUAAUCAACAACCAAGAAACAGAAUACAACCUUGA
Molecule: messenger RNA, 984 nt
Organism: Adineta steineri
Lineage: Eukaryota; Metazoa; Rotifera; Eurotatoria; Adinetida; Adinetidae
Source: the annotation of a GenBank genome assembly